UGACCAUCCCUUGGCAGAUUGCAUCUCGCUUGACAUUUAAACCGCGGUAAUUCGUGAAACGAGACGAACGUGUGUCAACGUCGGCUCGUAACGGGCUCACUUGGAUUUUAUAGUUCCUCCAUGCUGUUCGCGGCGCGUUUACGUCCCCCUUUAUGACGUUUCGAGUGCGAUUAACCCUCGAACAGGACGCUUCACGACGCAGCUCCUUCGAGUGCUUCUUUUACGAUCCUUCGUGAUUACCUAGUGAAAUUUUCGCGUAAAACUCGAUCACUGUCUUAGGAGUUUAAUCACUGGAUGUGCAAGACUUCUUCGCGUGAAAAAUUUGUUAUAUGGUACCAUAGAAUUUUAGACAGUUUCUUUAAGAAUUGAGGGAUAUAGUCAGUGCGACAGUGACAGUGUAUUGUGACAAUUGUUUCGGUAAGAGUGCAACAUUCUCGAGGAUGUAUUAGAAUGUUGUCUUCCUCGAUUUCCGGAACACCCUUCAGCGUCCGCGACAUUCUCAGCGAGGAUCAGCAACUUGGAGCCAUGGACUGCUACCCUUUACCCCAUCACCAGCACCAGAUUCAGCAGCAACACGUGCCUCAGGACUAUUACGGAUAUAACGUCAUGCAGGAGAACAAUUGGGACGUGGAGAAGUUCAAGGAACAGUCGAUGCCGACUUACCCUCAUUAUCCUGACUUGAGUCAUGUUCAGAGCCAGAUUGUUCUGCCGUAUCAGGAGUCAUCGGUUACGGAGGACGGUAAUGUGGUCACUUCGAGCAAAACGGAGUUGAGGAAGAGCCAGUCGGGGAAGAGGACCAAACGGAAGCCCAGGGUGCUGUUCUCACAGACGCAAGUGUACGAGUUGGAGCAACGAUUCAAGCAACAGCGAUAUUUAAGCGCCCCAGAAAGGGAGCUCCUAGCGCAAACGCUGAAGCUAACCAGCACCCAAGUGAAGAUUUGGUUCCAAAAUCGUCGGUACAAGAACAAGCGAGCGAGACUGGAAGACGCGGAGAAGCUCCAAGCUCAGAACAUGAAGAACCAGUCCCUGAAGAAGAUCCACGUGCCAGUAUUAAUCAAAGACGGAAAGCCAAACCUGCAGGAGUCCUACAACCCUCCGUACUGGUCCAACAUCAGGCCAGACUUGAGCGUUUCCAUGCAACCGGAUUUUAGAAUCAGCGAAAUUCGUCUGAGUCCCGACUUUAGGCCGCCGAACGACGCGAUCAGUUCCGAAUUCAAACCGGAAAUCAAUUCUGAAAUGUGCGGAAAGAACCUGAACGGCGAUAUACAACCUUAUAGAAACAAUUUGGAUCCCCGACCAGGCGUUCACGAUUGUCACCGGCAGAUCAAGACGGAGUACAAGGUAAACGAAAGCAGCAGCGAGGUGCCGCCAUUCCCGGACCUGAAGAACAUCCCGACGGACUCGAAACCGAUGAUCAGCGACGGGAGACCGAUCAUGGACGUCUCCAGCAGCGAUUACGGCUUCUCGAAUUAUCUGGGCCCUCCCAAUUACCAGAUGCAGUACGUGAAUUACAUGGAACAGGUGCCCAUGGACCAGAAUUUGCAACGACUGUGGUAGAACGCGUGGUGAAAAGACUGUACCCACUGGUGGGAACUCGCCUUUUGUAGCUGGAGCCUGAUUUAAUUUUUUACAGUACACUUUCGUUGUAUUGCGAUACGAAUAGCCGUGACUUGAACAGCCAUCGAUGUAGUCAGCGAUAUAUUAUAAUGGCGAUAUUUGAUAUUGCAGUGACUAUUUAGGAUAGUAAAUAUAUUCUGAUAGGAGCGUCUCGGUGUAACAGUGGCAAUAUAACGAGAGUGUGCUGUAUUUAUAAAAUCAAUUCGGCGGACAGUUUGCAUCCACAACUUCUAUGAACAUGUAAAUUGUCACGUGCGUAUCAAACAAGUUUAGUUGCAAAUUUAGUGACUAGUUUCCCAAAGAAAAGAAGUGCGAAACGUUACCAAAAGGUAGCCAAAGAUUAAUCACUUAGGGUGUAACUUUUAAUCAUCGCGAUUCGAUAGCUUUAAGUUCGAGAUAGUUAAGGCAGCUGUGUUUUAUAUAUAUAUUUUUUGUCUUCUCUCUUUUAGUUAGAUAAGUUACCCUCUUCGAAAUAGUAACGCUGUUCAAGAGGCCCGAACGGAAAUUGCUUCAAGUGGCCUUUGCGGAAACACCAGUUACUCCGUAUUCCGCAGACCUGGUGUUUCUGGCUCCAUCUUUUUUUCGUCCUUUUCCGUUUCCCUCGAGCGUGAACCUCUUUUCGAGAAACUGCGAUCUCAUUGUAAUUUUCCAAUGUGCA
This is a messenger RNA of Megachile rotundata (alfalfa leafcutting bee), 2275 nucleotides long. RefSeq names its product homeobox protein Nkx-2.5. Gene Ontology annotation, biological process: regulation of transcription by RNA polymerase II; cell differentiation. The record is from RefSeq and is a predicted model, not a curated record. Lineage: Eukaryota; Metazoa; Arthropoda; Insecta; Hymenoptera; Megachilidae. Gene Ontology annotation, cellular component: nucleus. Gene Ontology annotation, molecular function: DNA-binding transcription factor activity, RNA polymerase II-specific; RNA polymerase II cis-regulatory region sequence-specific DNA binding.